GCAGAGGAAUGGUCUCACCCUCAAAAGCCAAACUUUCCAGGAUCGCCGGCCAGCAACAGGAACAGGAUCAACAGCCACAACAGCUUCCUCCAUCUCAGCAGGCGGCGUCCCAAAGGAAGUCGUCUCAAAAGGUGCAGCUGGUCAAGGGCUCGAAGCCAUUGGUGUACCAUCGGUUCUAUCUGGAUAUUGAGCAGCAUCAGAUCGCUACCAAGAUCGAAAGCACUAUCAAACAGCUGGGCGGUUCGGUAGAAUUCUUCCUCAACAAGGAUGUUACACACUUCAUAACCGAUAAACUACAACAAGGCGGACAAUACUCCAACACAGUCACUGCUGGUGGCGGCGAGUCUGGUGAACGCAAGGAACAAAAAGCAUCCGUUACUGGUUCGUACGAGAAUCUAAUCUCAAGUCACCGUAGUAUAUCGUCGUCGGUUGCAUCUCCGGCAGCAGCCACAACCACCAGUGCCGGUACAUCGUUUACGCCACCGCGACAUUCACAGCAGUUGCAGCGCAGUUCGCGUCAGCUUCUUCAUUUGACGCACCAGCAGCAAACCCACGGUCAAUAUGUAAAUGACUACGAACCGGCGACCAGUCGUACAUCGUCACCAUGUCCACCAACGAUAACAUCCACCACAGCAGCAGCAUCAGCAGCAGCGGCAUCUUCCUCCUCAACGGUAGCAUGCAUCACACCCGGUGGUGGUGCAGCAUCCGGGCAGCAGCUGAAGAAGAAGCAGCAGGUGGUGGUGGGAUCAGGAGCUGCCUCCAGCAACAGCCUCACCGCCAAUGCUUCGCUGUCGGUAGGGUUUGAUGGGAAGGUUAAACCAAUCCACAACCCUUCGGCCAACAGUGUGCCGGCAGCGACAGCAUUACCACCGCGCAGCCGUGCAGAUGCUAUGCUACAGCGUGUUCGUCAACAACAGCAGCAUCCAUACAGCCAACAGGCAUCAUCCUGCCAUUUGCUAAACUCGUCACCACUAAAUCCAACGUACGGCGGCGGAUCCACACCGACCAAGCUCGGUACGCCGUCUCCAUUCUUUUCGUCGUCGCAUCACAAGCAAGCGUCGCCAAGCCCUAAUUACAGCCCGACCGGUGCUGGAGUUGGGGUAGGCAAUCGCCGGGGACCUGCCGCACCACGGCAAAACAGUCCCGUCCAGUUGGCCCGCUCUUGGGGUACGCUUAUCUGGAGCGCGGAGUAUGCGCUAAAGUUCUUGCGGAAAGUUCUCGCUUCGUUAUCGAACGAAAACCGCGGCAGAACGAAAGGAUCGCGCGAAGGCGUUGGUAAUGAACAAGGACGGCAUCAUCAUCGAUCACACAGACACCAUCAUGGUUCGUCCGCAACUCGUGCAGCGCAGCAUGUCCAUCAUCUGCGCGGACAGUUCCUAAAGAUCGAGUGUCGUUCGGCACCGGGUAACUACCGGCCCGUUUACAAGGAAUUUAAACGGUGGCCUGGUUUGUUGCUUAACGCGAAAGAUCUUGCCGGUAGGCGGGCACCAUUCGCCGACGCGAACGAACCAUCGCCGGAGCGUGGCGUUAAGCAGGAACCACCGAUCCAGGAGGUGGACGCUGGUGGUAGUGGUGGUGGUGGUGGUACGAGUGCAAAUAGGAUGACGCGAAAGCAUUCUAGCAGUACUGCAACAACAACAACCAACACUACCACAGGAAAAAACGGCGAAAAGGUGGUGAAAAAACGAGUGUUGGAAAAAUUGCCGCCAGUAGCUGUAGCGACCAUUGCCGCCGCCGCCGCCGCACCACCCAGAGACUGUGGUUAUUGUGAAAUUUGUCGCAUCGAGUACGAUUCGCUGGCGGUACACGUACAAUCGGAAAAUCACCAAGCGUUCGUAAAGAACGAUGACAACUUUACGUCACUCGACCGAUUGCUAGGCUCUUUUAGUGAGGUGGAUGACACCGACGAUGACGAUACACCGCUAAGGGUUGGUAGUGGUGGUGGUGAUGCUGUUGCUGUCGAGACAUUUUUUCAGCAGUUGCACAACACAACAACACGCAUCAAGCUGAAAGCGGUCGGAGCAAAGCAGCAGCAGCAGCAGGAGGAGCUACUAGUGGACGGACAUCAACAGCAGCGGAGGAGGAGGAAAACAUCAUCAACAACGGUGACGGUGGCGAUGACGACGACGGCCGCCGCUGACGACGAACUGAUCCAAGGACAACAAACACCGAUCGGUGAAAGUAAACUUAAAAAGGAAGAGGAAGAAGAAAUAGCGCAAAACCGACCAAUAAUACUGCAACAACUGCAGGGAAACAACACUACGGAGAAGGAUAAAAAUGACUGCAAACAACAAGUGUGCGUGCAUGCAAAGGUGAAACGAAAGUGUGGUAGUGAUGUGGCGGAAGAUACUAAAAACCCGCAACAGCAGCAAUUGUGUGAGAACAGGAUAGUGGAAGUAGUGGUGGGAGGUAGUGGUGAUUCGCACAAACCCUCAGCAACACCAUCCGGUGUCAUCAAGUUGCAGGAUAGCUUUGAUAGUCGCCGUACUGGUGGUGUUGGUGACAGUACAACACAAAAACUUAACAAAAAGCCUGCUACGAUCGGUAAAUCGGUGUCAGGAACUGCUUACGACUGCAGUGACAGUGAUUUUUUAGCUGACGUUAACGAGGACGAUUCGAAACGGAUCGAGCCGGGUGGUGGUGGAAAUAGUGGUGUGAAGGAAGUGGAGAAGAAUCCUUGCGAAAGUGAUAAUAAUAAGCGGUGCAGUGCUGCCAAGAAUAGUAAUAAUAGUGGUAGUAGUAACUUAACAAACCUUGAUAGUGUUAGUACGCAAGAGCAAAGAACGACCAGAACUCGGGCGUGCAAACAACAGCAGUCGGAAGCGGUAGUAGCAGUGGCCCGUUCUCGGGUAGGUGAGCGUAGAAGCAGUCGAACGGCAUUGGUGGACGGCACGCGUAACAGUGAAGAAGGAAUGUUUGGGCGACGGUCAGCAAUUCAUCAUCAUCCACAUAAUCAACUGAACCAUCAUAACCAUCAGAAGCACAAAUCAACACUCAGCGCACUAUUGCUCAAACAGCAGCAGGAACGGGAACAUCAGGAGCAGGCAAAAGCGGCGAUCAGCGAUUGUAAGAGUGGUGGUGAUGAUCAUCAUGCUGCUGCUACUGCCGCUAUCGGGAUGAAAGUAAUAAACGAGUUUCGAAAGCAGCAGCGAGCAGCAGACGGCAGUGAGGCCCUUUUGACAGCAACGGAACCUCCACCGGCAUCUAUAGAAACGGCUGGUGUAAAAUCACCUUCUACCGGUAACCGAAGGAAGCGUACUACUAGGCCGGAUCCGCAGCAGCAACAGCAGCAGCAAGAGGAACAAGACCGGCACGCAAUGGGAUUAAAAGCGUCAACCGUUGCGAUGAGUCAUCACCAUCAUCAUCUGAAUGAUGCUGGUGGUAAUGGCGGUACAAAAACGCGCCACGCAACUGAACUGGCUGCUACACUGCUCGAAUGCGAAGGGUUGGAUCCGAAAAACACUAAACGAAUCAGUCUUGGGUUACGGCAGAACCCAAAACGGGCAAACCUCAACGAAGACUUUACCAGCUUGCUGGACGAAACGUUGGAACGGUCGAAAGGGUCCGGUUCCGCAGCGACGCCACGUCGAACGGGUCAACAGCAUCAGCAGCAGUCCCGGAUACGGGUACAAACGAAGGGAAAGGAACAGGCGACCAAGCUAACCAUUAAGGGCGAGGACGAAAAGCUUAACCGUGGCUGUGAGGAGGAGGAGGAGAAGGUAAAAAAGCGAGAGCACGAUCGUCUGACAGAAGACGUGGAUAGUAGUGUCGUCACACCGGCCACCAAGCAGCGAACCGCUGUCAGCAAAAAGGCGGCCACACUGGAGGACAUCAAGGUGCGCGGUAUACGAUGGAGGGCACCGAGCCCGACGACGCGCCCACCGAUCAAAUCUCCCCUGCUGUACAAAGUAAUUGAUCAUCAAGAAGCCGGAGAAGAGCAAAUCUCACCCAACGAACGAAUAACGACGUCAUCUUCGUCGCGGAUGUCCGCCACUUCCGCAACCGUAACAUCGCGCAAGGACGACGCGUCAACUGUUGGAUCUGCCCAGCAACAUCAACCAAACCAUCAUCCAAGAGCGUCCAAAGCCUCGAAGGUAACGGGAGGACCCUCGCCCGUGAAAAAGAAUGGACUGAUCGUGAAGAUACGACGGGUACGUCAAUCCGAGCUUAGUCUGCUAAAUGAUGAGGCGGAAAACUUUAUGUUUCCGAAGAAGGAUGACAGUAGUUCGGAGGAGGAUACCGAUGACGAUCGGCAAACAUCGUCGGAAGGGUGCCAUGCUCUUGGAGGAGGUACCAACAACUAUUCGGUCGAUUUGGCUAGCAGUAGUGAAGGUGAUCACCGACGAGGAGUAGAGCAGGUGAUGACUACCGCUACGACAGUAAAGCGGGACGAUGAGAGAUUUUCGGAGGAGGAACAUGUGGUUACAGUAAGUGACGAUAAGCAUGUUACUGGUGGAAGAAAGCGUAAAAAGGCUGGUGAACAGUUGUCUUCAUCACCGUCAUCCACUCAGUCAUCUCCACAAAAAUCGGACGCGGAGCCGACGUUAAAGCGGGCUCGGUUAGAUGUGAGUAGCUCACGCUCACGGAAAGGUCCUCGCCAACAGUCGGCUGACUUUGAGAAGGGUCAAGAUCCUGCCAGUAGUAAAAUGCGAUUUCCAGAGGCCCCCAUCCAGCCAAGCGCAGUAGCAGCAGCAGCAGCAGCGGCAGCGGCAGUGGUAUCAAAAAUGACGACUACCGAUCGGUUACGCCGCAGUCAGUCGUGCCGCAGUGAAUCGGAAGAUAAAGUUCAUGAUGGUGAGAAGCAUCAUGCUGAUGAUGCUAGUUCUGGUGACGAUGAGAAAGAAGAGGAUACUCAGAGUGAGGAGGAGGAGAAGGAGGAGCAAGAACAGAAGCAAAAGGGAAAAGGGAGGAAAGGUACAACGAACUCCUCCGCCGUACGGGGACGACGGGUGCAGAAGAAAAAAGUGAUCGAACACGACACGACGACGGUAGCGGAUGUUUGCAUAAGUUGCGUUGCCCGUUCGAGUCGUGGACGACGUGGUCGAGGAGCUGGAGGUCGCCGUGGCGUUCGGGGUGGUGUUGGUCGCGGAGGAGCGAGACGUGCAAAUCGAACUGGUAGCAGUAGUGCGUCUUGUACUUGCCAUUUGCUUGAUGCUUCCCGGAUGCCUCCACCAUCCAGCAGACGGCGUACGAACGAAUCCGUCGAGCGGUCGUGUACACCGGUGUCGCAACGUGGUGCCAUCGGAACGACGCGUGCCUCGAAAACGAAAACUACACCACCGAGCACAGCCAUUCCUUCUACUUCAUCAACAUCAUCAUCAACGCUAACAUCCGCAGGUUGUGCGGCCAUUAUGACCGGCACCGGCAGCAGCAGCUACAUCAAGGGCAAGGAGGAUGGGAUGGGGGCAGUAUUCAAAUGGAUCAACUUUCGGAAACGAUGCGAAGAGAUUGAACCGUAUCGGUUCGCGUUCGAGCGGGUCCCAUCGCUGGAACCGUGGUACGAAACAUUUCAGCGCCAGGAUGACGGCACGGAGAAGGUGUACGAAUAUUUUGGCAGCACGGGCUACCGGAAAUUACCGUACGAGAUGGGUCCGUUACCGGCACUCGGUCAAAACUGUUGCAUACUAAACUAUAAGAUGAUCGCUAGCCGCAAAUCGAACCGAACAACAUCACUUCAAUCGACCUCAACCGAACCGGCGUCACCAAGCGGCGGUGCUAAAAAAGGAGCUGGAGGAUCGCGGCUCAACUCGUCCGAUGCUGCUCAGCAUACGGCAGCGACCUCUGUCAAUGAGCCGGAUACUAAGAAAUCAUCUCCAUCCUCAUCUUUGUCCUCGUUGCCGUUGAAAAAACGCAAACUAUUACUCCAGGAAGCGGCAGCUGGUGCCGAAGCGUCGGCCGAAGCGAGCAGUAGUCACAGCAGCCGCAUAGCGAGAUUGAUUGCCGGUGGUAAUGAACGGCCACGUAAAUCACCCCGAGAACAUGCUUCAACGCUUGCGAUUCUUAGUCUCCUUCAACAACAGCAACAUCGCAAGCGGGCAGGCACUAUUAAGAUUCUUACCAGUCCAAAGAAAGCUACCACGGCUACGGCAACCACACAAACGACUGGCAGCAAUAGCAGCCUUCUGCUGCAGCAUCAGCCUCACCAUCUGCUGCAGGACGCACCGGACAGCAAUGGGGAAGAGUCGAUCAGCCGUUCCUGUUCGCGGGCAAGCGAUCAGGAUAGUUCGCGGGCAGGUUCGUCCACCGGUGGCAUCAAGUUCGAAAGACCGCUUUUCCCGGACAGUAACUACGUUAACAGUCGUACGUUGUGUCAGGAGCUGGAUGCGUUCCUAUCGGACGAGCUGAAGCGUGUCGCUGGCGGACAAAUGGAUGGAAUUGUGAAGAAAGAGCUUACGGAAGAUGACGAACUUCAGCAGGAGGCAAAUAAAACAUCGGAGAGUCCAUCGCUUGGGCAUCCUUCGGUGGAAGUGCCAGAAAUGGAGCUAAUUCCUCCACCUUCGGCUGUGCAGGAAGGGAUCGCCAUCGAACGGAACGGGCUGGCCGUAAGCAAGCGAGAUCUGCUGGAUGUUUUGCAGACGGUUGGUACGGAACCACCGCUUAGUUUGAAGCUCGUACAGCGAUGUGAAACCGUGGUGAAGAAGAUCGUGCAGUACGAUCGGAAGGAACGUUCAAUGCUAGCCAGUGGAUCUGGGUCGGGGCUCGCCAUUUCAUCCUCCUCUCCAGUGAUUGGUCUUCAGCUGUUUGACAGUGGUUCGAGCAUGGGUCCGUGUGGUCCGGGUAGUGGUGUCGUCGGAAGUGUCGGUGGAUCAUUCCUGAAGAAGCGCAUCAAUCGAACCGGUUGGCCAACAAACAAGCGUAAAAUCGGUACACGUACUAGGCAGCAAUCGAGGUUCCUGUUACCAUCGGUGACGGUUAAAAAAUCACUCUCGAGCGAAUCAGUUAAAAAGGAAGAACCGGGAGAGGAAGAAGAAGCGAAGAACUUAACCGAUUUGUCUCGCGAGUGUGGUAUGGUGAAGAAACAAGAUGAUGAUGAUGAAGAAGAUGGCGAAGAUGACGAAGACGAGGAUGUGGAGGAGGAUGAUAAUCCGGGUGAGGAGGACGAGCACGAAGAACAAGAAGAUGAAGAGGAGGAAGAAGCAGGUCCUGCUAGACGAAGGAAUAUUCCCAAUGAAAAGACUGUCUGCAAUCGUCGGAAUCGUUCCGAAGAUCCGAAACCACCUGUAGAGCGAAGAAGAAGGAAGCGUUCCUUUGGAAAGCAGCAAAAAGCAGCAGUUUGUGAUGACGACGACCUUCACACGGAUGAUGAAAAAAGGAAUGAAACGAAUGUAGAUGCUGGUUCGUUGCAUGACAGCGAUAAAGGAAGCAAAGCAUUAUCCGCCAGUUCUACCUACGAUUCCAUGCCAACGCUUCGUGCCGCGCUUAUGCGUGACAACAGUCAACUGCAGCGGCAUGUAACAUCCUCGAUGUUGCUCCAACCCUCAUCACUACGACAAACGCCCACCGGUUUGGUAGCUCCCGGGAGUUUAAAUCGUGGCACUGUUCCUUUCGCUUCAGCGACCAUUGACCGAGAAACAAAACCGGCGCCGACGUCGGCGACUGGUUGUGAAGCGCUGUUGUGUCCAACUUCCGGUUCCGGCUCUUCAGGACAAACAGUUCUUGGUGCCAACUGUUGCAAGUACGUCACGAAAACAACUACCACCAUGACGCGGGUUGAUUACGAUGGUGGAGGAGGGAACGUCACUUCCAGUGGAUUGUCUCCGUUGGGUCGUGUCAAACAUUCCCGCGAGGAAAACGAUCAGCAGCCGGAUCAAGACGAUCAACAGAAGGAAGACAAUCGACAAAAGCAAUCCAGUAGUAGCAGCGGCACCUCGAAUCGUUAUCGAGGUGCUGCUACAUCUGCACUGACGACGACGACGACGCACGAUAGCGACGACAAGGAGUGUGAUUCGAUCAGCUCCCGUAGCAUCUUCGUCAGCGAUGACUGUGAUACAACCUCCUCCUCGACCGCCAUUAAUCCGCCCGACGAUCGUCCACCGUCGGCAACGAGUGAGCGGCCGCAAUCUUCUCACCCAAACCACCACCACUGUGAUCAUCCCUCGGAGAGUGGCGUCCAAGAAUCGGCCAAGCAAACAGAACUUGCCGAUUCAUCAACAACCCUCUUCCUGGACAGCAACAAACCUACCACCAAAACGCCUCGAACCCCGAGCGAAAGGAUACGGAACAAAAUGGUGAAAAAUCGCCGUGCCGCUAUCCGGAUGGAGUUGGCCAGUAAGAAGAAGGAGUCGAAGGAACGCCACCACAACCAUGACGUACAAACGAAGCGGCGAAAAUCGUCCACGCUCGGUCCACCGUUACCACCUCCCUCCAUGAUGCCACUUUCGCCUCCACUAACCACCUCCACGUCCUCUUCAUCCUCUUCAUCGUACGGUGCGGAUGAUAAAGCACCUUUAUCACCGCAACCCGUCACAUCGAUACAGCAGCACGAUGACAACGACGACGAUAACGACCUCCUAUUGCCAGACAGCGGGCAACAACAUUCUUCUUCCAGUGCCAACAAUGGUGGCAGUAGUAGUAAGACUAUCCUACUCACACCAUCCAAAAUAAAGACUCGCUCAUCGACGUUUGGUUUUUCGCCACCGAAACGGACCUACGGAGGUGCGAAACUAUCCUCCAAAAAGCUCCCCUUCGUAAGUUUGGUAAAGGCAACCUUUCUUCCAGCGAGCGAAAUUACAACAGCAGUUGCAACAUCUGCCACAAUUGUUGUAAAUGGUGGUAUUGGAAAGAAGCAGAGAAGGAUUAGUCUUAGCAGUAACAGUAAACGUAAUCGGCGAAAGACAGCACCGCCUGUGAUGGAAGGAUGUGUUGCGCCGUCAGCUGGUGUGAAAAAGGUGCUCAAAAAGCGGUUGCUAGUAGUGGAACCGAAGCAGCAGCAAGUUGUUACGAUGGCGAAGAAGAAACGAUUACAACAGGGUACUGAGAAGAGUAGAAAGUUGUCUGCUUCGAGAGGAAAACAGCAAAAACACGUCGAGGAACUCUCUGCGCCUGUCGUUAGUAGUGCUGGCCAUUUCAACAAUAGCGAGGCUCCAUCAAGUACGAUUGAUUGUGUGGAAAAAGACGAGGAAGAGGAGGAUCCUUUGGGCAUACUUCACAAGCAUCAGAAUCCCUUGCAACAGCAGCAGCAGAACCAUCAUCACGAUCAAGGUAUAGCUGAUGAGGAGGAGGAUGAUCACCACAGUAGCAAUCAUCUAAUGGAGGAGCAUUUGCUAGAGGAGGAGGACGAAGUCGGCGGCGAACACCACCAAGAUGAGGACGGAGAGGAUCAUGAUCACGAGUUGUUGGAUCGGAAGGAAGAAGAGGAAGAACUGGAUGGAGUCGAGGAGGAAGAGGAACAGUACGAAUUACUCGAGCUGUUGGAAGUUGAUGAAGAACAAGAGAUCGAGGCGAAUGAAGAGGACGAGGAGGAGCAUCAGGUGGAAACGGAGGAAGAGGAAGAGGAUGGUUUCCUAAUGCGCGACGAUAAGGUAGCGGCUGACCGAGCCGAACAGAAGCGGAAGCGUCAAGAUGAUGAGGAACGCAAACUCGUUAUGGCCGAUCAUGACUAUAGUGAUCAGCAUGAUCCCGGUGCGAUCGUCGUAGAUGCGGAGUUCGUUGAGGUAGAAGAAGAGCUGGAAGAGCAUCACGAUCUCGAGGAAGAUGUAGACGAAGAGCAAGAAGAAGAGGAAGAAGAGCAUAGUGAUGAUGAGGUAGAUGAAGAAGCUGAUCAUGAUCCACAUGCUUCCGAUUCCAACUUUGGCAAACUCCAGCAGCAGCAACGUGUAAAGCUAACCUUCGCCUCCUGCUCUGGGACGGCUUCGUCUGGUACGAUGGUGGCGACUACAACGGCCAGUACAAGCACUGCCGCCGGUACAACUACGACAAAAGUCUCGUCCUCUCCGACAAAGUAUAGCCCUCGGAAGUUGCGGAAACCUCGUGGCCGGUGGUAUCGGGAACGAUGAGUAUG
Molecule: messenger RNA, 10000 nt
Organism: Anopheles maculipalpis
Lineage: Eukaryota; Metazoa; Arthropoda; Insecta; Diptera; Culicidae
Gene: chif
Exons: 6
Coding region: 9-9995 (3328 amino acids)
Biological process (GO): positive regulation of nuclear cell cycle DNA replication; regulation of cell cycle phase transition
Cellular component (GO): nucleus; Dbf4-dependent protein kinase complex
Molecular function (GO): protein serine/threonine kinase activator activity; nucleic acid binding; zinc ion binding
Source: RefSeq, a predicted model, not a curated record